ACGUCUGGCCGUGCCGGCCGGGAGGGGACGGGUAGGAGGAGGUGGCGGGCGGCCCCGGGCGCGGCGCUGCCUUCGAUGGCCCAACCCCCCUAUUCACGAGCCGCGGCCGUGACUCUGCCCGGUGACGUGGGGAGGCCGAACUUUACGUAACCCACCCGGCGCCCCACGCGUGCCGGCACAGGGCAUACCUGGGGCCCGGAGGCCCAGGCUUGGGGAAGGGGCUCCAGUCACGGGGUUGCCCACGGGCCGCAGCCCACCCUCACCGUGCGGCUCUCUAACUCAGUUACUGCCAGUGAUAGUGACCCAGUGUGUGUGGACGCGGCCUGCCUCUGUCCCAGGCCCCUUGUGACCAAGGGCUUACCCUUGAAAGAAGGCAGUAGGGAGCUUGGGACGGAGCCAGAGGUCAGACGCCUAUGCUCAGGUCGGGGCUGGGGACUCAGAAGGCAGGGUCAGGGCUCAAGCUCGAUUCCCUGUGGGUUGGGAGUCCCCACCAAUUCUGGAAUGAGCCCAAACUGAGACACAGGAGACCUGAGUUCUAGGCCUGGCUCUGCCGUGGCUUGCUGACCUUGGAGAAGCUUGUGCCCUGCUGGAAAGUGGGAUGGCAGUACCCGCUUCAUCUAGUAGUUGGGGAGAUCAAGAGAGGUAUGAGACCUGAAGAGGAUGGCAGACUAUGCGGUGCGGUGCACACCGGUCUCCAAGUUGUUUUCAGCCUCCUGUCUCCUCCCAGGAGCUAGGGGUGCUAACCUAUGAAGCUGAGGCUCGGCCAGGGACAGUGAUAGACCCACAUCCCCGGAACUAGGUGAUCGCGGUGCAGGAACCAGGUGUGCCUUCGCGGGAUCCAUGCCUUGAGGCCCAGGAGCGCCCCGCCGCCAGCAUGCCGUGGGACGCGCGGCGGCCUGGGGGUGGCGCGGACGGCGGGCCUGAAGGCCCGGGCGCGGCGCGCUCGCGGGCGCAGAAGCAGUGCCGCAAGUCGUCGUUCGCCUUCUACCAGGCGGUGCGCGACUUGCUACCCGUGUGGCUGCUGGAGGACAUGCGCGCCAGUGAGGCCUUCCACUGGGACGAGCGCGGGCGCGCCGCCGCCUACUCGCCUUCUGAGGCACUGCUCUACGCGCUCGUGCACGACCACCAAGCGUACGCGCAUUACCUGCUGGCCACGUUCCCGCGGCGCGCGCUAGCACCGCCCAGCGCCGGCUUCCGCUGCUGCGCGGCUCCCGGGCCGCACGUGGCGCUGGCAGUGCGCUACAACCGCGUGGGCAUUCUGCGCCGCAUCCUGCGCACCUUGCGCGACUUCCCGGCGGAGGAGCGGGCGCGUGUGUUGGACCGGCGUGGCUGCAGCCGCGUGGAAGGCGGUGGCACGUCGGUGCACGUGGCCUGCGAGCUGGCGCGCCCCGAGUGUCUCUUUCUGCUGCUGGGCCACGGCGCCUCGCCCGGCCUGCGCGACGGCGGCGGCCUCACGCCUCUCGAGCUGCUGCUGCGCCAGCUGGGCCGCGACGCCGGGGCCACUCCCUCCGCCGCCGGAGCCCCGGCCUCAGCUGCAGGGGAGCCGCGCCAGCGCCGCCUGCUGCUCUUGGAUCUCCUGGCGCUGUACACCCCAGUGGGCGCCGCCGGCUCGGCCCGCCAGGAGCUGCUGGGCGACCGGCCGCGCUGGCAGCGGCUGCUGGGUGAGGACAAGUUCCAGUGGCUGGCGGGCCUGGCGCCGCCCUCGCUCUUCGCGCGCGCCAUGCAGGUGCUGGUCACCGCCAUCUCUCCAGGCCGCUUCCCCGAGGCCCUGGACGAGCUGCCGCUGCCCCCAUUCCUGCAACCGUUGGACCUCACGGGCAAGGGCUAGCAUCCUACGCGCUGGAUUUUGGGACAAAACUAUUUUUCAGAGCGUUGUACCCGGCACUUUAUAUAUAUUGAUCUCUGUACAGCACAAUCUCUGACUCAUCUGUCGCAUGCAUUGGGGGCUGGGCUUGGACGGUCAGGUGAGUUCCAAGUGGCAGGUUUUCUGGGUGCAGCUGGGCUCGGGCCUUCAGCUUGCUGUCCAUCCCCGGAAAGGAGUGAGGAGCAGCCUCCCACCUUGAUCUAGAGCCUUGGACAGGUGUGUGUCCCAGAGCGGGUGACAGCUGAGUGCCGCAGGAGCUGGGUAGGUGCAGGGGUGGAGACUGGCAUGUCCAAGCAGCAGGACAGCGUGUCAAAAGGCUUGGAAACCAAUAGAACGAGCUCUGCAGCGUAGGAUUCUCGCGGAAGGUCCUGUGCGAUCAGCCUUUUGCACCCUGUGGACUCCGGGCCAGGGAGGGCACACGGGGCUGGUAGGCCUGUGGUGGUUGGUGUUGAGGCAUGACCAAGUUGUACCUGGUAUCCACCACCCCUCACUGACCACCAGCUCCUCCUUGGAUAUCACUCCCCUGACAGGCAGCCCACCCAGGCCUGAAUUUGUCCCUUUCGCCCUCUUUUGCUCUUCCCCCACGACUAAUGGGCACCAAGUCUUGCUGCUUCUGCUUCUCACCUCUGCGGUGGCAGCAGGCCCUGGCUCCAGCUGCAUGUCGGUCAGUGGAGUUAGAUGUACCUUCCUCCAGGCCUGCUCUCUGUCCAAGCCCAGAGUGGGCUGGGUGGGCUCCCUGGGUGGCCCCCAGUGGGUACUAGGUGGUGUCUGGGGUUAUUGAGGGGUGGUUCUAUCACGGUAGGGACAGGCUUCUUGCCCCAGCCUGGAGAGCUAUUUUCUUCAGGAAGGUUCUGGAAAUGGAGGCUUGUUCAUGAAUUCACCACGACUCCAGGCUGAGAGGCUGGGUCUACGCCCUCAGAGCCGAGACCAGGGAGGAUGGCCAGGCUGCCCUGCCCGGGAAUUCUGCUGGGCCGUGAAAUUCAACCCGCACCAACGUGGGCAGGAGGGCCACAAUGUCCUGCCAGGAGCAGAGGGCUGAAGGUCUGCCGAAGGAAGAGCCACCAUCCUGGCGGGGGGCACCUGCUGCCUGCCCUGCCCCCAGCGUGCCUGUGGGGAGCACACCUGGGCGUGGAAGAGUCCAGGGUCGUGGGCCACACAAGAGAGGGUGCGGAGAGGCCUGGACAGUAGGAAGAUCUUGCCUGGAGUCCUGGAUCCGCCACUCUGGGGGUGACCUUGGGUAAGCCUGUACCUUGGCCCUCAGUCUCCCCAUCAACGUUUUUUCAUUCAGGAGGUUUUGGGCCGUCUUCAGCCACCCUGCCAGCCCUGAAAAGGAUGUGACUUCUGUUUCUGGGAAGUGUGUGGUGUGUUAGGUGGGCACACAGCCCUGGUUGUGGAGAGGGAAGGAUAGAGAGGGAGCAUAGUGAUGGAGCCCAGACUGUAGGCUGGAGUGAGGGCUCCACUUCCCUGCUGCUGUGUGUCCUGGACCAGUGCUUCUGAGCCUUGGCACUUGGGGCAGUGGAUAUUAACAUCUUUCCAAGCCCAAGACUUGGGGCAUCAGGGCCUCUGGUCCCCUGGGAGGUGGCAGGUCCUCAGAUCGGAGAUGCCAUAGGAGGGGGGAGGUACCUCUUUGGAGGAUAUGGAAGUGGAGACAGUGGCGUGGUGCAGCUGCCGUGGUUCUUAGGGGCUGGGCCUGGGGAGCGCAUGGGGCCCUGAUGCCCCAACAGCUUCUGCCUAGAAAGCCUGGGCUCCUUGCUGGGGCUGUAGACAUGCAGACUUCAUGUCCUCCCAGCUCCAGCUCUGUUCUCCAUAGGUCAGCCCCACAAUGCCAGAGGCCCAGAGCUAGUCCCCUCCAUGUGCCCCCUAGACCUACAGCUGCCCCUUUGAUGACAGCACCGUUGAGUCCCCUGGGCUGGGGGGUCAUGCAGGGGUGAGGCAGCUGCCUGUCCCCGGGACUCCUUGCCUGGCCAGGCAGGACACAGGCUUGUGGGCACGGAGAGUGGGCCCCAUGAAACCCCUUGCCAGGUGACCAGGAUGAGGCACCCAGGCUGGCCCGCGGAGUGCAGGGUGAGCCUGCCGCAAGAAUUAUGGCCACUGCAGCAGGAGGGCAGCCUGGGCCAUUAGCUCCUGAUGUCAUCCAUUUGGGUGAGGGGACAGGGAAGUCAGAGGAAGCUGGCCAGUUGCUCUCACGCAGCCUUAUGGCAGAAUGGUGCCUGAUUCCUGGUACAGCUACUCCCACUGAGUCUGCAGGGAUGUGUGGCUCAGGAACCUCCCCCUGCAACCCCCCCCCCCCGGCAACCCCCUCCCCGACCCCCACACUGGUGGGAGGAGAGGACCUAGAGGAAAGGUGCUGGGCAGAUAAGCAGCCGAGGGCGGCCCUGGGUUUGGCUUAUCAGCCUUCUGGGCCCUCCUGCCCCAGGAAGGGCAGCGAGGACCAUGGUGUUACCCCCGUCAUCCUUAUCGUCCUGGCCAUGAGCUUGCAGGACUGGGAGGGCCGGAGGCAGCCAGGGAGACAGCAGCACAGCUUUUGCCUGUUGGCAGGUGGCCUUGGUGGCUUCCCAAAGGCAGUCAUUCCACGCAGAACAAAACUCACUUUUUCGCGGGGGCAACGCACCUUGGUUCAUUUAUUUAGUUCGUUAAUUCCACCAGUCUGUUUCUAAGGGAAACAUGGCUGCAGCCAGUCCUGCCCCUGCACCCACCCACCAGGUGCCCAAUGUUCCCAAGGACCCUGAAUCCCAACUGUAUUCAGGGAUCAGCAUCUCUGCACCCCAAAUGUCUGUUAGGGAGGAUAGUGAAGGCUUAGCCCUCCUGGGCUCAUCAACAUCCAGCAGUGAGAGACCACCCCCAUCUCCCUGAGGGGACCUUCUGGGGCAGUCCGUGUUGUCUGGCUGGCCUGGGCAAGGUGGGCAGGGACCAAGGCCUUCGGGUGCCUGGGCCUUGCUGGGCUUGUUCUGCGUGCUGACUUCAUCCCGAUAGUACCUUGAUUUUCCUACUGUGACUUCCCCUUCUGUCGACUUCUUCACCAACUUUAAAAUUCCGCAUUGAGAGCAGUUUCCUAAGUUACCUCAAAUCCUAUUCACAACAAGGAUCUUCCUGGAAGUUAGGAGGAGGGAAAAGAAGUUUAGUCACAGAAGACUACUCCAUGUUUGAGCUUCUGUUUCAAGGGAAGUAAGUAACUGCUGGAGGAGCCCUGCCCCUCUGCAGUUUGUGGUUUUGCCCUGAUACUUUUCAGAUUGAGGUGUUACUUACAUGUAAUAAAAUGCACAGACUUAAGUGUA
This is a messenger RNA of Piliocolobus tephrosceles (Ugandan red Colobus), 5139 nucleotides long. It is a transcript of the gene ANKRD9, whose product is annotated as ankyrin repeat domain 9. NCBI's taxonomy places the organism in Eukaryota, Metazoa, Chordata, Mammalia, Primates, Cercopithecidae. Gene Ontology annotation, molecular function: protein binding. The transcript is spliced from 3 exons. Bases 875 to 1828 code for a protein of 317 amino acids. The record is from RefSeq and is a predicted model, not a curated record.